GCGCCAUGGCCGCGGAGAUGGGGCGGCCGGCCGCGGCGCCCCGGGAGCCGAACGCCCUCCUUCCAGGUCCCGCCGCGGCCGCACUCGCUGCCUCAGCUCCCACCCCCACGCGGCUUCGCAGCCCAGGAGCCGCGUGUCGAGGGGAGCGGGGUCCGGAAGCCUCGAGGGGAGCGCGCGGGAGGCCUCGGCCCCUCUGCGGCGCCCCUCGCCGCGCCCCAGGGGCCGCGGGGCCGGUGCUCCCCGCGGGAGGCGCGGAGACUAGUGGCCGCGGGCGCCGCUCUCCGCCCCCGCCGGCCUCUCCCGACAGAGGCGAGGCCGGUCGCGCCCGCCCGUCCUCACUGGGCUUUUGUUUCCCGCCCGGGAUGACAGGUCCCGCUCCGCCUCCGGUCUCUGGCCCCCGGCUCUUCCCGGACAGGCAGCCGGACCCUCAGCCGGCACCGCUGCGGGCGGGAGCCAAACUUCGCUUUCGGGUCCGGGCGCCGGGACGCCGCGGGCGCGGGGCGGAUUCGCCCACCUGGCGGGGCUGUGAAGGGGAUGGUGGCGGGGUGGCCGCGCUCCGGGUGUGGACGGGCGGUCCCCGCCUUCACCUGCCGCCUCGGGACAAGCGUUGGGGAACUGCAUCGCCGCUGUCGGCCGCUUGUGGAGGAGUCCGCGCAGCGCCGUCUAACAGAAAUCAUCAGGAGACUUAGGACCAAACUCUUUGGCCCUAGUGAAUCACCUCAAGUUACUCCACCACUGUGGCACAGGUAGAAAUUUGACUUUCUAUAAAAAACCUAGACAAAUAAUAGGGGCUCAUUCCUACUGUCUUCACCUUUAUCAAAAUGUAAGUUCCAUGGAGACAGAAAUUGUUUUCUGUUGUUUAAUGCUGUAUCUCCACUACAACAGUGCCCAGCAUAUAGUAGGUAUUCAGUAGACAGUUGUUGAAUAAAUAAGUGAAUGGCUCCUACUUAUCCUUCAGCUUUCAAUUAAUUUAUUAUUAUUUUAAAUUUCUGUUUCUUUUUAGAGAUGGGGUCUCACUAUGUUGGCCAGGCUGGUCUUGAACUCCUGGCCUCAACUGAUCUGCCCACGUCGGCCUCCCAAAGUGCUGGGAUUACAGUUGUGAGCCACCGAGCCAGGCCCACAACUACUUUUUUUUAAGAGUCAGGGUUUCACUAUGUUGCUCAGGCUAGACUUCAAUUCCUGGGCUCAAGCGACCCUCCCACCUCAACCUCCAAAGUUGCUGGAGGUACAGACACUUGGCACUGGACCCAGCUGCUGCCAUAACUUUAACAGUGAUGCCUAUCAGAUGUACCUUUGAGCUAAGGGGUCUCUUGUCUUGGUACAGAGCUGGAUACAGCUUAUGAGAGAUAAGAGGCAAUGCAUAAAAUUAGCUGGGCGUGGUGGCACAUGCCUGUAAUCCCAGCUACUCAGGAGGCUGAGGCAGGAGAAUCGCUUGAACCCGGGAGGUGGAGGUUGCAGUGAUCUGAGAUUGUGCCAUUGCACUCCAGCCUGGGCGACAAGAGCAAGACUCCAUCUCAAAAAAAAAAAAAAAAAAAAGAAAAGAAAAAAAGGCAAUGCAUAAAGUCAAGAAAGAAAGUGCCAGAGAAGGAUUCAGGUUGCUUCAGGGGGUAAAACAGCAGUAAAUAGUUUUAUUUGAACAAUGGUAUGGUAUGGUAUUAAUGAGGGGAAUAGUACAGUAACUUCAGACACUUUCUAAGUGCUGUAGAUCUUUUAAAAUCCAUCAUAGUCGUCUUGCUGACUUCUUUAGUGAUGGUUUGAGUUUUAAUUAUUCAAUUAUGCUGCCAAAAGUACUGCAGGUUGUCAAGUAUCAUUUAUCCAAAAUGCUUGGGACAAGAAGUGUUUUGGAUCUUGGAUUUUUUCAGAUUUUGGAAUAUUUGCAAAUUUCUCUAAGGGAAAAAAGAUAUUUUGGCAUGUAAUGCAUAAUAUUUGCAUAAUUAUAAUCCAGUGUUCUAAAAUUGUUGUACCCACCAAAAUCUACAAACAAUAAGGAACUGUGGUUGUUUGCUGCAAAUAACUAUAAUAAACCACACUUUGUAUCACAUGUAUUAGCCCAUUGUGACAUUGUCAAUUGACCAUAUGCACAUACAUGUAUACAUGAGAUAUAGUAUCUUGGGGAUGGAACCCAGGUGUAAACAUGAAAUUUAUUUAUGUUCAUAUGUACUUAUACACACAGCCUGAAGGUAAUAUCAUACAAUAUUUUUAUUUUUUAUUUUAUUUUUUAAUUUUUUUAAAGUCAAUAAAUUUUUAUUCAUGGAAUUCCAUGUUGUGAUUUCUUCCACUAUCCAUCAGGGCCACUUUAGAUCCGCUAAAGAGCUGGAGUCAAAAGAUUUAUCUUCAAGUUAGCCAUUUUUAAUGAAACUAUUGCUUAUUUUAAUCCAGUUUUCCUGUCGGCCCAUAAUUCUUUUACUUUGGCUUCUGUCAUCUCCUUUUAAUAUGGAUAUACUGGUGAAGAUUUCAAAAUUCACCAAGGAUCUUUGGGAUCUAAUUUCUUCAACCAAUUUACUUUAGGGUCCUUUUUACUGUAGGUGGUGGAUCUGCCUGGUUCUCAAUUUGACACCCUCUCUUAACAUGAAUGAAUUCAAAUCAUAUUCAUUCCUAAGCGAUGACACUCAAGAAUAGUACAGAUGUGUGGAAUAUGCCAGUACCUUUAACUCCAGAUAUCAUGUUCUCAAGAUAACUAUUAAAACAAAAAGCCAUCAUAUGUAUCGUCAACAUGAAAUUGGAAUGCAAAAUUAAUACUGCUGAGGACUUCCCUCAUAUCCCAUGCUGUUUAACUGUCUAUUCUACAGUCCUAUAAUUAGUCUUUUUUUUGUUAAGAGACAGGGUCUUUGUUACCCAGGCUGGAGUACAGUGGUGCCAUCAAAGCUCAGUGCAGCCUCCAACUCCUGAGCUCAAUCCUUUUGCCUCAGCCUCCCCUUCCUGAGUAGCUGCAGCUACAGGCACAUGCCCCAAUACCCAGCUAAUUUUUAAAUUUUUGUGAAGAUGAGGUGUUUGUUACUUUCUUUCCCAGGCUGGUCUUGAACUCCUGGUUUCAAGCAAUAACUCCCGCCUCGGUGUGGGGAUUGCAGGCUUGAGCCACUGUGCCUGGCCUGGAACCAACCUUUAUGGCUAUCAAUACUCCCAUCAGUUAACUGUCUCAGGUAUCAUAAUAUCCCUUCUUAUAUGUAUCAAAACUCAUACUGAACAAUGAGUUCUGGGUUGCAAAAGAGGAUUUAUUUUUUGCACCUAACCAUAAGUCUUUGUCCACAAGUUAAACAAAAACAGUGCAGUAUACAAUAUUUUUAAUAAUUUUGUGCAUUAAAUAAAAUUUGUAUACUUGAACCAUUAGAAAACAGAAGUAUUAGGUGUGGAGUUUUUCACUUGUGGCAUCAUGUUAGAAUUCAAAAAGUUUCAGAGUUUGGAGCAUCUUGGAUUUUGGAUUUUUCCAAUUAGGAAUGCUCAACCUAAUCAGAAGUGAGACUUGGACAUUAAAAGUUUGAAAGCCAUGGUUUUAUUUGCUUAGUAGUAUAUAAUUGCAACAGUACUUUUUAUCUUAAUUAUUGUGUAGAAUCUGAUGACUCCCCAACAUGUAACUGUCACCCACACUUCUCUCCUGAGCUCAGGCCUUAUCUCUGAUAACCUUCUGGACAUCACACAAGCACCCCUUGCUCAACAUACCCCAGCCAGAGUUCUCUUGUUCUCCAUAAAAAGCACUCUAAAAUGUUCGAAUUAAAUUGAAGAGAAAGAAUAAAAAGUCCUGAUGAGUGGAACCAUGAAAUG
This is a messenger RNA of Pongo pygmaeus (Bornean orangutan), 3759 nucleotides long. Its product is annotated as collagen alpha-1(I) chain-like. The coding region runs from base 6 to 689 and encodes 227 amino acids. The record is from RefSeq and is a predicted model, not a curated record. The transcript has 2 exons. Lineage: Eukaryota; Metazoa; Chordata; Mammalia; Primates; Hominidae.